AUGGCUUUCAAUUUAUUGCGACAAACUUCAGAAAUUGUAGAACUUGAAGUUAAGUUAUCUUCUCUUGUUGUCUAUGCAAGAAAAUUCAAUGUAUGCAGCCAACCGAAGAGUUCAAUACCACAAAUGGUUCUGUUUGCCAUUUCAUAUCUUGGCAUUCCACUUCAUUGCCCUAUGAACAAUAAUCCUAAUUUUUGCUAUCAAAAUGAAAACAUUUUAACAUUUUCAAGCAAUACAAGAAAAAUAAUCUCAUAUUUUUCUACCGACAACAGAGAUGUCAUCUUGAAAGUAAAUAUUAAUCAUGACACUGGAAAAUCUUGUUUAACAUUUAAUGCCAAAGAUGUGUAA
Messenger RNA from Clunio marinus, 345 nucleotides. Lineage: Eukaryota; Metazoa; Arthropoda; Insecta; Diptera; Chironomidae. The record is from the annotation of a GenBank genome assembly.